GUGCAGCGCAUGCCCGCCGGGCCUCAAGGGUGCCAGUGUUCGCUGGAGUUAGGACGCCCACACACCUACGCUCGAUUCUACUGCUGAAACAGCGUAAAAAUCCUUUUUUCUCUUUUUGAGAUUCUACAUUUGAGAGAACACACCAAGCUUCUCCUAAUUCAAGACAAUGACUUCAGCGGCAGAGAAGAAACUGAACCUGGAGCGAGCCAGCAACUUCAUGCGGCAGUACCGCGACCCCCAGUCGCGCGAGCUCAAGAAGUUGUCGGCCAACCAAUUUAUGGAGGUGUGGAGUCAUUAUGAUAAAGAUGGAAACGGCUACAUCGAGGGAACAGAACUCGACGGUUUCCUCAGGGAAUUUGUUUCGAGUGCAAACGCCGAAAACGUUAGCCCAGAGGCCGUGUCUGACGCUAUGCUGGUGGAACUCAAACAGUGCUUCAUGGAAGCUUAUGAUGACAACCAAGAUGGCAAGAUUGACAUUCGGGAGUUAGCUCAACUGCUGCCUAUGGAGGAAAACUUCUUGUUGCUCUUCCGUUUCGACAACCCCUUAGAGUCAAGUGUGGAAUUUAUGAAGAUUUGGCGGGAGUAUGAUACUGAUGGCAGCGGUUACAUUGAGGCGGAUGAAUUGAAAAAUUUUCUACGAGACCUACUGAAAGAAGCAAAGAAAAUCAACGAUGUGUCGGAAGACAAACUCAUCGAGUACACUGACACUAUGCUGCAGGUUUUUGACGCCAACAAAGAUGGCAGACUUCAACUCUCAGAAAUGGCAAAGUUACUGCCAGUCAAGGAAAACUUCCUAUGCCGACAGGUGUUUAAGGAUGGGAUUGAAGGAGCAACUAAGCUGACAAAGGAUGAUAUCGAGAGAGUGUUCUCUCUAUAUGACAGAGACAACAACGGUACUAUUGAAAAUGAAGAGCUAAGAGGAUUUUUAAAAGACUUACUGGAAUUAGUUAAAAAGGACUACGAUGCACAGGACCUUCACGACUUUGAGGACACAAUCCUCCAAGGUGUCGAUUACAACCAAGAUGGUAAAAUCAACAAAAAGGAGCUGACAAUGAUACUGCUUGCGCUUGCAAAACACAACCAGGAGGAAGAGUCUAGCGCAUAAACACGUCGAUUUCUGCAAGAGAUCCAAUGUGCCGUGCAUGUGUGUACGUGCCGAUCCCGGCGUCGACCUGCAGUGUCUCGCCCAGCUUGUCAUUGUUGUCGUGUCCAAGGUCACGCCACGUCACAUCGCGUCGUGCCAGAACCGGCUUUACAACACUACUCAAAGACUGUCGAAGCUGGGUCUUUCCUCGCAACCGUUUUACAUAUUUAUACCAUCUAGUGUUUAAUUUAUAGACAGCGUUGCGGCCAUAGGCUAUGGUGUCAACCCCUCCUUACAGCCGUGUGUGCUUCUGUACGUUAGGUCUGAGUAAGUUUCUCGCUCCGAAAAAAGAAACAUUAGCCUAAAUUAAAUUAUUAAUACAUGAGGAUACUUUGUACCGUCAAAUUGUAACAGUUUGGAAAAGUUGUGUUUCAUUCGGUAUUAUACAAUAAUGUAAAAGUUCAGUUAGUUUGUUCCUGAAAAAAAUUGGGGAAUAUAAACAAUUAAUUGUGUUCAAUUAGUUAAAAACCAUUUUUUUGUAGUGAACAUAUCAUAUAAAACAGAUACAGACUGAACUUAUUUUUAUAAUCAACAAAAGUAUUUUUUAUCGAAUAAGUAAUUAUUCCUAACUUAGUUCAUUUCUUCAAAGCAGUCUACUUUCGUCUGUAAAUAUACUUUAAUCUACUCAAUAAAUGGGAUUAAAAGUUGAAGAUGCUUAAAGGAAAGGGACGGCAAAACUUUCUCUUACAAUCUUAACUGUAAACUGAUUCUUUUUCAAAGCUACUAUAGGCAAAAAGUGUAACUGAGUAUUUAAAAUACUCAACAACAAAAAUAUGACAAAUGUUAAUUUAUUUAAGCGCACUAAUCUUCUUCCUUCUUAUGCACAAAAGCUUUAUAAUGCACAAAGCACCUAUUGCUCAUUUAAAACUAACGCAUAGCUAGUGAUUUAUUCUAUACUUAUUGUACGAAACGAUGUAAAAUAUAGCAUUUGAACAGUGUAAAACUAGAGCGGGAUUAGAUGUAGAUAAGUUCCUAAUUGCCAGGAUAUUAGAGUACUUUUUCAGUAAAGCGUUUAAAUUGCUAUCAUUUCAUCUGUGAUAUAAUUCAGUGUGGUUUUUGACGUUUAGGAUAUAUUUCUGCGUAUGGAACACUAAUUCCUUCUAUUCUGUAAAUUGUCUUAUCAAUGGGUACGGUUUAAAUUAUUUAAAUCAUAUUUUAUCUUCUACCUGUUGCUUUGGUGUAUUAAAGUUUAAUUUCGCUCUCAGUUGCUGUAUAGACUGUAAGGGCUCAACUUUGAGCUGAAAUUUAACAGCCCAGCUCUCCUAGAUCAAUUCUAGUCGGUACCAGAAAUAGGCAUUUUAAAUUUUCCUCAUUACACAGUAGCUUAGCGCUUUUACGUCUAUAACUGGUUCGUAACGCUUCUUUCUUAGCAUUAAGGAACGGAUGGUACUGUCACUUGUACGCAUGGAACUCGACCUUUGUCUCUUUAAAUUAUAUUUUAUCAUUCAACUACAAUAAUCUUAAAUACUAGCAUUAUAAUUUAUUUGCAUUAUUCUUGUAUACUUUUCAUAUUCAAGUACAGUAAUUUUAGUUACAGUAACAAAAACUACUGAAAUAUUUUUAUUAUAAAAAUAGCAUAAUAUGCUUCUGAAAUCUGUAUCCAAACACAACUGUAAGAACCAACAGGUAUCAAAUUUUCAUUUUGCGUUCCCUCUACAGUUCCAUUGUUUAAAAUAACAGUACAUGUAAAUGUCUUUUUUGUGUUUAAAUUAGGUCCAAUCGUAACUCCACUAUUGCAGAACUGGUUUAUAAUGCAUUCCAUAAUUAAUUAUUAUACUGAAAUAAUUUUUACGAGUUGCGUGUUUGGCAUAGUUUUUUGGAGAAAAAUCUAGAUCAGACGUGGAUUAGGCUUAACUUCAAAAUAUUACAACAAUUUCGCCAAAUUCUUAUAUAGUUUAUAGAUUUAAAUACAUGUUACUAACCAAAUAGUAUUAAUGUAUAUAUAAAGUUUUAUAUUGACGUUAUUGAUGUUACUUAUGAUGUAGGAAUAGUUUAUUUCGUAAACAACAGUAUAUAUUCAUAUAUUACUGAGAACGUUUCAAGGGAAAUCUACACCGAUGAGAUUUGUAGUUGUAACCUCUGGAUUAACAUUGUAGGCUACAUUUUAAUAGUAAUAAAAUAUAAUGAGCAUAUCACAGAAAGGUUUUCUACCAAUUACACAAGUUUCUGACUGUCUUAUGUAACAUUAAUUUAAGUACUAUAUGUUUAAAUAUACACUUUAAAACUAUUUUACACUCGUAUCCAAUAAAUAAGAGCCGACCAAAGAGACUAAGCAUUAAAAAUUACAAUAUUACUUAAUAUUUUAAUAUUACUCUGCAGAUCGCUACAUUAUCAAACGUGCAGGAGCUAUUUACAAAUGUUCAAUAAAGGUGGGUGUUAGGUGUCUGUACAAAUUUAGCUUUUUAAUUUAAGUGAUUUAAAAAUGUUGAAGUCAAACAUCUAUUAUUGUUUAAACUUCUUAGAUGAUACAAAUCUAAUUGAAAUAACAAAAAUAAUGCAAAUCUCCUCUUACACGAAUGAUAGUACACUUAUGUUCUCAAAUAAUGUCUCAAAUGUAUUGAUAAAGCCUUACACAGAAAGAACAUAUAUUUCUUAAACACUGUUUGAGGUAGAAAAAACUAAUCAUCCAGAGGUUAGAACAUAAAAGCUCGACUGGGUUGUUGGGCGGGUUAUAUUAGCUAUUAUAUACAUCUCUUAAAGUUAUUGUACACGGAUAAUUUGUUAUGAUAUUAGUAUUUGCCUCUGUGAAGCUCCUUGCUAGGAAUGUGUCCCAUGUUUGUAAUGUACCUACCAUAUGGGUUCAACUGUGAUGUAUUACAUAUUUAUUCUACUUUGUUAGUUUCAAAAGUGUAUAUGUUGUAGAUUGCUGUUAUCUAUAAACUGAGAUUUUAUUUUUAUGGCCGUCUGUAGUCGGCUGUUUCUAUAUUUUGUAAGUGACUUAUGUUGUGCUUCAAAGUUUAAUGAUUUGUUACAAUAAAUAUAGCAAACGUU
Molecule: messenger RNA, 4135 nt
Organism: Homalodisca vitripennis (glassy-winged sharpshooter)
Lineage: Eukaryota; Metazoa; Arthropoda; Insecta; Hemiptera; Cicadellidae
Gene: Cbp53E
Product: calbindin-32
Exons: 15
Coding region: 167-1105 (312 amino acids)
Biological process (GO): regulation of long-term synaptic potentiation; regulation of presynaptic cytosolic calcium ion concentration
Cellular component (GO): dendrite; synapse; cytosol
Molecular function (GO): calcium ion binding
Source: RefSeq, a predicted model, not a curated record